AAUGAGUUUAUAGUGUGUCUUUCCUGCCGUAUGCUCUACAGUAGAAGAAGGUAGGCAGUGCACAAUUUUGGUGUCAUUCAGGACGAAAUCACAGGAUGUCCAUCAGGAUGGCACAGUGGGGCUCCAUAAUCUCCAUAAUUAUGGCUCUUGGAGGAGCAGCUCUGUUGGUCUCUGUGCACAAGAUCGAUGAGGGGCACAUUGGCGUUUACUACAGGGGAGGAGCUCUGUUGACCACCACUAGUGGUCCAGGAUUCCAUCUCAUGCUUCCAUUUAUCACCACCUAUAAGUCUGUUCAGACCACUCUGCAGACUGAUGAAGUCAAGAAUGUACCAUGUGGCACCAGUGGAGGUGUGAUGAUCUACUUUGACCGCAUAGAAGUGGUGAACUACCUUAUUCCUUCAGCAGUGUACGACAUAGUGAGGAACUUCACAGCAGACUACGAUAAGGCUUUAAUAUUCAACAAGGUUCACCAUGAGCUUAACCAGUUCUGCAGCGUGCACUCACUACAGGAGGUCUACAUUGGUUUGUUUGACCAAAUUGAUGAAAACCUGAAGUUAACACUACAGAAGGACCUAACAAGCAUGGCACCUGGACUGAUAAUACAGGCGGUCCGUGUCACAAAGCCCAACAUUCCAGAGAGCAUUCGUCGAAACUACGAACUCAUGGAAAGUGAGAAGACCAAACUGCUAAUUUCCCAACAGACACAGAAGGUUGUGGAGAAAGAAGCAGAAACAGAAAGAAUAAAAGCGGUGAUCGAGGCUGAGAAAGUGGCACAAGUGGCAGAGAUAAAGUUUGGACAGAAGGUUAUGGAGAAGGAAACGGAAAAAAAGAUCUCUGAAAUUGAAGACAGUGCUUACAUGGCGAGGCAGAAAGCCAAAGCAGAUGCAGAGUUCUACACGGCACAGAAAGCUGCAGAGGCAAAUAAGUUGAAGUUAACUCCGGAGUAUCUACAGCUGAUGAAGUACAAGGCCAUUGCAGCCAACAGCAAAAUCUACUUUGGAAAUGACAUCCCUCAGAUGUUUCUGGACUCUGGAUCUGCAGGCAGCUCCAUUAAGACCUCAGCAGCCAUGGACAUUGUGGCUGAGCAGAUGCUGGAUAUGGACUAGUAAGGAAG
Molecule: messenger RNA, 1114 nt
Organism: Thalassophryne amazonica
Lineage: Eukaryota; Metazoa; Chordata; Actinopteri; Batrachoidiformes; Batrachoididae
Gene: erlin2
Product: ER lipid raft associated 2
Exons: 12
Coding region: 96-1106 (336 amino acids)
Biological process (GO): SREBP signaling pathway
Cellular component (GO): endoplasmic reticulum membrane; endoplasmic reticulum
Molecular function (GO): cholesterol binding; ubiquitin protein ligase binding
Source: RefSeq, a predicted model, not a curated record